Condylura cristata (star-nosed mole) is the source of this 2026-nucleotide messenger RNA. RefSeq names its product SEC14-like 3 (S. cerevisiae) (gene SEC14L3). The record is from RefSeq and is a predicted model, not a curated record. Gene Ontology annotation, cellular component: nuclear speck; cytoplasm. The coding region runs from base 35 to 1237 and encodes 400 amino acids. NCBI's taxonomy places the organism in Eukaryota, Metazoa, Chordata, Mammalia, Eulipotyphla, Talpidae. The transcript has 12 exons.
AGCGGCCCCGACUCCUGCAGCCUCGCCCAGCAUCAUGAGUGGCCGAGUCGGAGACCUGAGUCCCAAGCAGGCAGAGACCCUAGCCAAGUUUCGAGAAAAUGUCCAGGAUGUGUUGCCAGCUCUGCCAAACCCUGAUGACUAUUUCCUCCUGCGCUGGCUCCGAGCUCGGAAUUUUGACCUGCAGAAAUCAGAGGCCAUGCUCCGCAAGUACAUGGAAUUCCGGAAGACCAUGGACAUUGACCACAUCCUUGACUGGCAACCCCCAGAGGUGAUCCAGAAGUACAUGCCGGGGGGACUGUGUGGUUACGACCGUGAUGGCUGCCCUGUGUGGUAUGACAUCAUUGGGCCACUUGACCCCAAGGGGCUGCUCUUCUCAGUCACCAAGCAGGACCUGCUCAAGACCAAGAUGAGGGACUGUGAGCGCAUCCUGCAUGAGUGUGACCUGCAGACUGAGCGGCUUGGGAGGAAGAUUGAGACCAUUGUGAUGAUAUUUGACUGUGAAGGCCUGGGACUGAAGCACUUCUGGAAACCUCUGGUAGAAGUGUACCAGGAGUUCUUUGGCCUCCUUGAAGAGAAUUACCCAGAAACCCUGAAGUUCAUGCUGAUUGUGAAAGCCACCAAACUGUUCCCUGUGGGCUACAACCUUAUGAAGCCCUUCCUGAGUGAGGACACUCGUAGAAAAAUUGUAGUGUUGGGCACCAACUGGAAGGAAGGUUUGCUGAAGCUCAUCAGUCCUGAGGAACUGCCAGCUCAGUUUGGGGGGACCAUGACUGACCCAGAUGGGAACCCCAAAUGUUUGACUAAGAUCAACUAUGGUGGGGAGAUUCCCAAGUCCAUGUACGUGCGGGACCAGGUGAAGACUCAGUAUGAGCACUCAGUGCAGAUCAGCCGUGGCUCCUCGCACCAGGUGGAGUACGAGAUCCUAUUCCCAGGCUGUGUCCUCAGGUGGCAGUUCUCAUCUGAUGGUGCCGACAUCGGCUUUGGGGUUUUCCUGAAGACUAAGAUGGGGGAGCGGCAGCGGGCAGGGGAGAUGACAGAGGUGCUGGCCAGCCAGCGUUACAAUGCCCACAUGGUGCCCGAGGACGGCAGUCUCACCUGCUCGGAAGCUGGCGUCUAUGUCCUGCGCUUUGACAACACCUAUAGUUUUGUCCACGCCAAGAAGGUCAGCUUCACAGUGGAGGUGCUGCUCCCGGACGAGGGCAUGCAGAAAUACGACAAGGAGUACACCCCUGUCUAGAGGGCGCCCUGCCUUCUCAGGGACCCCUGACCCUCUGCUUUCUCUCUCUGUAUAUCCGAUGCUUCACCCAGAAAUUGAUCAUUCGUCUUCUUGACUCUGACAUUAUUGAGUAGAAAAAGAGCUGCCUUGAGGCUGGUUCAUAUGCUGUGGUCAGAUUAGGAAAGCUGUGAGAGGCACAGUGUUAGAGGAGGUUAAGGUUGCAGAAGAGGAAGAAGCAAGAGUAAAAGCAAGAGGGGUGUGUCACUAAACCCGAGAACUAGGGAAAUGAAUCCCCUAAUCUUUGUCCUCCUUCUAAGGCGUUGGUGUGUGUUUGAAUUUAUUUUCCAUGAACUAUGAGCAACUUGGGUUGGAGAUGUAUCUAAAUUUGUUGUACUUCUAUUUACUUCCUUUUAUUGUAGAUGCUCUGUAUAUACUUGAAUGGAGGUAUAUAGUUGAAUGGAGGUAGGGAGUGGGUGAUUCCUAGGUAUGCAUGACUAAAAAGAGACCAAUGGGAGCAGAUUUCAGCACCGCGGACAGGGACAGACCUUUGAAGGAAAUGGGCUCUCCUGGAGACCCAGGAGCUCAAACCCCAGAUUUCUGAUAGUGGCUGCCUCCUUGGAAAGCUUACAUCAGGCUUUAUCUGGCUUGGGGCCCACAGUUUCCCCAAAACAUCGCUCUCACCCUUUACACCUUCUCUAUACUUUGUAUAUUCUAAGCAACUGAAGGCACAUUCCUGGAAGCAAAGGUAGUCAGAUCUGGCUCUAGCUGUUGUCUGGCAAUAACAACAACAAAAUAAAAAUCACAGCUAUU